AUGGGUUUGCGGAGGAGCGUAAACGCUCUCGCGCAUAAGGGAGUUUAUUUUGCGGGUCGCUACCUAAAAAUGGGAGAACACAAGAUUAGCAAUUCUGCGGGGAGCGAGGUGGGAGGCGCCCAAACAAAGAGAAAACGUUCCGGCCUCAAAAGUGUUACGGGUGACGCGUUGCGUAAUCAGAAGAGUUCUGGUGACAAAGUUCCAUUACGGAUCAUCACAUUGGGAUUCUUACUCGUCUUGCUCGUAGUAGCAGCAAGUUUCUUCAAGAAGUUUACCGGCGCAGAUUCUCCAAAAUGCCGGUCCAUUUAUAUGUAUCCAUCAUACGCUCGGAUUGACGGAUUCGAUGAAAGGUUUACGAAGCUUGCCAAAAAAUAUCAUCUGUAUCUGUACAGGGAGCAGGGGAAGGAUCGUGAGCCUCUGGAAAAUAACCUGAUUCAGCUUGAUGGAGUUCCUGUCCUUUUUAUUCCCGGUAAUGCAGGUAGCUUCAAGCAAGCAAGAUCAAUUGCUGCUGCGAGUGCCGAUAUGUAUUUCGAUGAGCCUGAAUUGAUCGAUAACCACUGGACCAAAAACCUGGACUUUUUCACUGCAGAUUUCAAUGAGGACUUUACAGCGUUUCAUGGCAGGUCGCUUCUUGAUCAGGCAGAAUAUCUGAAUGAUGCUAUAAAGUACAUUCUCUCGUUAUAUUCAGCUAACGAAGACCGAACCGAACCACAGCCCCAGUCGGUACUUGUACUUGGUCAUUCGAUGGGAGGCGUCGUUGCUAGAGUCAUGCCGACACUGAAGAACUUUGUGCCGGAGUCGAUUAAUUCCUAUAUUACGCUUUCAGCUCCUCAUACUGCUUCCCCGGUUACCUUCGACGGGGACAUGCUGAAGAUUUAUGAAAGCACUUCUAAAUUUUGGAAAAGCCAGUUCAGCGACAAUUCCAGCUUCUUUUCUCAGAACGUGUCUCUCAUCUCAAUAACUGGUGGUGUGCUCGAUACUACGUUGCCUGCAGACUUGACGUUGGUUGAAGACAUUAUACCUUAUUCAAAUGGGUUUACUACUUAUACAACAACGAUACCUCAGGUGUGGACCCCUAUUGACCACCUUGCGAUUGUUUGGUGUGACCAAUUGAGAAAGGUGCUUGCAAAGCUUUUGCUGGAAACUGUUGAUGUGCACUCGUCUUACAAGAGUCGUCCCCUAAAGGAGAGGAUGCGCUUCUAUCGCAAGAGCCUUAUAUCAGGGCUAGAAGACUAUGCUGUCCAAGACUUGAAGAUAGAUGAUAGGUCAGAGAGCUCUUACAAACCUUUUGAACUUCCUGAUGAUUUCGAGGAAAUGGUAACGGGCGAAAAGCUUAUUUUAACCCGGGAGACUGCCGAAGCCCACAGACUCCUUAACUUAUUCAAAAUUCCUACCAACAAGAAAGAUUACCAAUUUUCCUUGUUGACAAGCAUGGCCCCUCCCGAAGUAUUUUUUUGCCAAAACAAUAUUGUCAGAGCCAGAAUAGAUGACAAGCUCGAGGAUACAAAGUUCGAAUGCGUCUCAGCAAAGGAUGACUUUACUAGAAUACCUAGGUCAACGAAGGAUAGUUUGUUUCCCUCAGACUCCUCUGUGGGCGAACCUAUGAGCCCAUUUUACUUGCUUAAGAUAAACGGUGCGGUGCUUUCCCGGUUCGAGUUCGUGGCUUUUUCGGCGCCCGAAGGCUUUGUUCAUGAUGAUGACUUUUUAAUUGCAGAAAUGAAAGCCACAAAUUCAACACGCUCCUUGGGCGAUAACCCGCUAACGGUGCUUUUAAAAAGUUUGAUCAAAAGAAAGGUACGUAUUGAUACGUCGUUUUUGAUCUCGACUAUCUCUUUCCCCAAUUUAUGGUCCUCAGUUAUCUCUUACCGCCUCAAGACCACAACGAUUGGAGAGAACCUCAUAUUUGAGCCUCUAAUAAGACAGUUUAUUGAACUGCCCUUCGAAACGAAGUGGCAUGUGAAUCUAAAGCAAGGCCCACAGGAUGUCAAUUUUCAUAAUGUCGCGCCCUUUAUUCCUUCAAACUCAUCAAACGAUAGGUCACUCAAGUUAGAUUUCAUAUCCCCGCCUGGAUGCGAGAUGACCAUGAGCCUGGAGAUCAACUGGGCGUUGACAAUGAAAAUGUUGCUCAUUAGGUUCAGGCUCACCAUUGCCGCGUUCACAGUGGGGCUUGUGUCACUGGUGGCAUUCCUACAGUAUUACCAGUACAACCAGACAGGGCAAUUUUUGGCAUUUGACGCCGCCUUGAAGCUUCUGUUAAGCAAGUACUGGGUGUUGAUUCUCGCGCUAGCGAGCUUGCUAACACCCUUGUACAGUUUUUUUUGUUUGGAAAAGUUAAGCAACAUCACGAAGUUUGCGGACCGAACACGACCAACGAUGUCUGCUUCUCACUCUUGGGCUUCUAAUACGUUUUUCCUUGGAAUUGAUGAGCUUUUUUUGUGGUGGCUAGGACCUGUCUUUUUUUUGAUGACGGUCUCAUCCGUAUACCUACUCUUUCGGCUUAUAACAAUGGUUGAGGCAGCAGCAAGAGUAGCUUUCUCGAAAGUGCUGCCUUUUCGCAGAACUGUUGAGGUUAGCUCCAUUGCAAAUGAGGCAUCUAGCAACCGCCAGUUCAAUUUGCGGCAGUUUGCAGGCGCGCUGAUCCUAGUGCUAGGCGUUGUAUUCUACAUCCCGUACCAAUUUGCCUUCAUUAUCCUCACGGUUGUCCAGUCAUUGUUCUGCUUAAAAAUCGCGGUCUCUGCUGAAGAGGGCAUCAAGAGGAACGUAGUGAAUUAUAACAAUUCAGUGCUCCUACUGAUGCUACUUUUACUACCUAUUAAUGCGCCAAUCGUCAUGGUCUUCAUGCGUAACUUCGCAAUAAGAUGGGAGACGCCUUUUAGGUCACACCACAAUUGCCUUGCCAUUUUGCCCAUAAUACUUCUUAUAGAGAGCAAUGCGCGCUCACGAAUCCCAUUAAGAUCCUUAACUAAUAACCUCGUCAGCCUUGCAAUACUUGGGUGGCUUUUGCAUAUGUCGCUAUACAGCUUCAUUUUCGGAACGAGGAACCUCUACUGGCUCCAUUACCUUUUCAAUUCACUAUGCGCCAUGCUGUUUCUGAAAACUUUUGCAUAA
Lachancea thermotolerans CBS 6340 is the source of this 3108-nucleotide messenger RNA. RefSeq names its product Bst1p (gene BST1). The transcript has a single exon. Bases 1 to 3108 code for a protein of 1035 amino acids. Gene Ontology annotation, cellular component: endoplasmic reticulum. Gene Ontology annotation, biological process: endoplasmic reticulum to Golgi vesicle-mediated transport; GPI anchor metabolic process. Gene Ontology annotation, molecular function: phosphatidylinositol deacylase activity. The record is from RefSeq and is a predicted model, not a curated record. Lineage: Eukaryota; Fungi; Ascomycota; Saccharomycetes; Saccharomycetales; Saccharomycetaceae.